CAUUCAUCCACCCAUGUUCCUUUGUGCUUGCGUCGUCCGCACUUCCUUCCCUACCUGCCUUUCAUCAUCUAUCAACCCAUCGCGGUCGCUAACACACACAACACGGGGAUUCUUCAUCUCUUGAGCUUCCUUGCCGUGUGCAGCGUAUCACGACCGUCCCACUUGCCUCGCAUCCCCCUCCGUUCUGCCCGGGUCGCACACCUACAUAAACGGUCGCCCGCCUUCCCUCGACGUUUUUAGCCGCCCGUCCGCCACGGCCGCGCCAUCACAAAUCCCCAUCUCAAUCGCCAUCGCAGGGGCAGAGCAGCAGCGUUACUACCUGGCUCGCGCGCUUGGGUCAAACUCAAACUCAAUACCAUGUCGGCGCGACCGCAGCUCUUCACGCGCGGCCUCUCAGGCCUGUCGCAGAGCACCACCACGGCCGAGGCCAGCUCCCCCGCCGAGCAGCGCGACGAUGCUAAGCGCAACUUCCUCAAGACGAUGCGCCCCCUGCCGACGCAGCACUACUGGAAUGUCUACUUUGACAGACAGCAGCAACAGCAGCAGCAACAGUCCAAAGAUCACCACCGCCAAAACGGCGGCGGCGGCGGCGGCGAUGACAGCGAGUACAAGGUGCAGCUCGAGCAGCUCGGCGGCCAGAUCGAGUCGGUGCAGGACUUUUGGCGUUACAACAACAACACCCCCGUCGAUCAGAUCAAGAUGCGCGAGAGCAUCUACCUCUUCAAGUCGGGCUUCCGCCCCGUCUGGGAGGACCGCCGCAACCGCGACGGCGGGAGCUGGACCUUUCGCGUCCCCAAGACCAUUGGCCCCGACGUCUGGACUCGCAUCCAGCUGCUGGCCAUAGGCGAGAAGCUGCAGAGCGCCCUCGCCGACGGCGACCAGCUCUGCGGCGUGGGCCUCUCGGUCCGCUUCAACUCGCACCUCAUUACCGUCUGGCACCGUGACUCGUCCAAGCAGGCCUCCAUCGACGGCAUGCUCGCCUGCGUCAUGGACGAGCUGCCCCCGGAGCUGCGCCCCAAACCGGACAACUACUUUUACAAGCGCCACCGCGACCACGCAGGCUUCAAGGCGCCCUCGGACGCGCAGCCCGCGGCGUCCAAGGAAGGGGGUCUCGUUGCGCCAGGCACGAAUGCCGCGCCAGAGGUGACGGUCGAGCCGCCGUCGGCGCACUAAAAGGGACGGGACAAUGAUGAAUGACCACCAUGAUGCGUGUAUGGGGGAUUCUUCAUCCCGAGCUUUUUUUUCUUUUUGGAUUUGCGACUCGGCCUCUAACAACUGAUGGCCCUUUGCAUGGGAUCACGGCGUUAAGAGGGAGCAAGAAGAUUUCAUUUACCCGGGCGGCUGCGGCAGCGACCAAGCGGUCGCCUGUCGCGCCGAAAAAUUGUUGCUCGUCUCUGCUCUUAACAGAGCAGUAGGAAAAUUCAUACAUCGCAACUAGAUAGGUGUGAAAGGGUGUGCCACAACGCCUGAGAACUCGAACGAGCCGUCACUGG
Messenger RNA from Purpureocillium takamizusanense, 1493 nucleotides. RefSeq lists its product as uncharacterized. Bases 358 to 1173 code for a protein of 271 amino acids. The record is from RefSeq and is a predicted model, not a curated record. Gene Ontology annotation, biological process: translational initiation. Gene Ontology annotation, molecular function: translation initiation factor activity; RNA 7-methylguanosine cap binding. The transcript has 2 exons. Gene Ontology annotation, cellular component: eukaryotic translation initiation factor 4F complex. NCBI's taxonomy places the organism in Eukaryota, Fungi, Ascomycota, Sordariomycetes, Hypocreales, Ophiocordycipitaceae.